Messenger RNA from Bufo bufo (common toad), 2831 nucleotides. It is a transcript of the gene STIM2, whose product is annotated as stromal interaction molecule 2. Gene Ontology annotation, molecular function: protein binding; calcium channel regulator activity; calcium ion binding. The transcript has 12 exons. Bases 99 to 2363 code for a protein of 754 amino acids. Gene Ontology annotation, biological process: activation of store-operated calcium channel activity; store-operated calcium entry; intracellular calcium ion homeostasis. NCBI's taxonomy places the organism in Eukaryota, Metazoa, Chordata, Amphibia, Anura, Bufonidae. The record is from RefSeq and is a predicted model, not a curated record. Gene Ontology annotation, cellular component: plasma membrane; endoplasmic reticulum.
CGUUCCUGUGGGAAAGCCGUGUGUACGAGCGCGGUGGCGGCGGCGGGUGUGAGUGUGUGACUGGUGAGAGGGAAGAAGUUCCCGCUGCCCGAGAUGUGAUGACCCGAGCGGCGGCUGCAGUCAUGAGGAGCUGGGAUGUGGCAGGCGGUAGGAAGAAGACGCCUGGGGCGCCCGGGGGUUGGAGUCGGUUCCCCGGUGUGUGCCUGGUGCUGCUCAUCGUUGUCUUGCUGCUGCUUCCCCCGGCCUCGGUGUGCACGCUGUGUGAGGCGGACGGAGCGCGGAGGAGGCGGGAUACCCCGGAGCUGCUGGCAGAUCCACUUAUUUCCCUGAGUCCACCGUGUCUUACAGAAGAGGACCGCUCUAGCUUGGAAGCCAUCAGAACAAUUCAUAAACAAAUGGAUGAUGACAACGAUGGCGGCAUUGAAGUUGAGGAAAGUGUUGAGUUCCUACGUGAAGACAUGAACUAUAAGGACGCUUCUCACAAACACAACCACUUGCACAGAGAGGACAAACACAUCACAGUGGAGGACCUGUGGAAGAGGUGGAAAACAUCUGAAGUUCAUAACUGGACAGAAGAAGAGACUUUACAGUGGUUGUUUGAGUUUGUGGAGCUCCCGCAGUAUGAGAAGACUUUCCGGGAAAACUCUGUCAAGGGAACAACUCUGCCAAGAAUAGCUGUGAAUGAGCCGGCAUUUAUGAUCUCACAACUGAAGAUCACCGAUCGGAGCCACAGACAAAAACUUCACCUGAAGGCGUUGGAUGUUGUCCUGUUUGGACCAUUAACACGCCCCCCUCAUAACUGGGUGAAGGAUUUUGUCCUGACCGUUUCUAUAGUCAUUGGUGUUGGUGGGUGCUGGUUUGCCUACACGCAGAACAAGACCUCAAAGGAACAUAUAGCUCAGAUGAUGAAAGAUUUGGAGGGGCUACAGAAGGCUGAGCUGAGUCUUCUUGAGCUGCAGGAAAGGUUGGAAAAAGCCCAAGAGGAGAACAGGACUGUUGCUGUAGAAAAACAAAAUCUGGAGCGCAAGUUAAUGGACGAAAUCUGUGAUGCAAAGCGGGAAGCUCAUCGCCUCCGAGAACUGAGGGAAGGAGCAGAAUGUGAACUCAGUAGACUGAAGUAUGCAGAGGAGGAACUAGUUCAGGUUCGCAUGGCGCUGAAAAAGGCAGAAAAGGAGUUUGAACUUCGGAGUAACUGGUCUGUCCCCGAUACGCUCCAGAAAUGGCUUCAAUUAACGCAUGAGGUGGAAGUACAGUACUACAACAUCAAGAAACAGAAUGCAGAAAUGCAGCUCGCAAUAGCUAAAGAGGAGGCAGAAAAAAUCAAGAAGAAAAGGAGCACCGUAUUUGGAACCUUACAUGUUGCACACAGCUCUUCGCUAGAUGAGGUGGACCAUAAAAUUCUUGAAGCAAAGAAAGCACUUUCAGAGUUAACCACGUGUCUGCGAGAGCGACUGUAUCGCUGGCAACAGAUUGAGAAAAUAUGUAGUUUUCAGAUCGUGCACAAUUCUGGUCUGCCAAACCUGACAUCGACGCUUUACUCAGACCACAGUUGGGUGGUUAUGCCCAGAGUCUCCAUUCCUCCUUACCCGAUAGCUGGUGGGGUGGAUGACCUGGAUGAAGAUACACCUCCAAUCAUUUCCCAGUUCCAUGGUUCCAUUCUGAAAACUCAUGGAACAUUGGCACGCAGCAGCAGCAUGUGUCGCCCUCGACGUAAUGUAAUUCCACCUUCCCCCCAGUCUCAACACGUCCUGCAGUCACCUGAUCCCGACAUUCUGUCGGUAUCGAGCUGUCCUGCCCUGUACCGCACCGAGGAGGAAGAGGAUGCAAUCUACUUCAUUGCAGAAAAGCAGUGGUAUGAGAAAUUAAGUCACGCUAAUAUGCCUAAAAGGGAAGCUCAAGAUACAGGUUCAGAAUGUGAUUCUUUAAACUCUUCAAUUGGAAGAAGACAGUCACCACCUUCAAGUCUGGAGGUUCAGCAGCAGCCCAUACGGAAGAUCUUAAAAGAGGAAACCUCAUGUGAGGAGUCUCUAUCUACAGACUCUCCUGUAACCACAGAUGUUUCUAAAACCUCCUCCCCUGACACCACAGGGUUAACAGAAAGCCAAAGCAUGGUCUUUAGUCCAGCCAGUAAGGUAUACAAUGGUAUUUUGGAGAAGUCUUGCAGCUUACACCAACUCUCCAGUGUUUUACCUGUCUCUAAGGCACCCCAUCCUUCCUUCCCUUCGUCUCCAAAUGACAGCAAGCCAGUUCAAGAAGUCCAUGGGAUUCCCGUACUAAAGACCACACCCCAUGACCUAUCUCAGAAUGGCGAGAAAAAAAAGCAAUCAAAAAUUAAAGUCCUGCUGAAGAAAAUCUCAAAGUAAACGACUUUGAAGGGAUUAAAGACAAUGGAUGAAGCGUCUUAACGUUUUGAGAAUGUAACUCCUUGUGGAGUUUUUCAAGACUGAAUGUUCUGGGUGUGAUGCUCCGAGGUUCGUCUUAAAAUUUUACCGACUGUGAAGGUCAUGCCAACUCUUAUCACUGAAGUUCAACGGAAAGUGGAUCUGUUUACAGUCCCUUUUUGUCUAUUUAUUUCUGCUCUUAAGUUUUUAGUUCUGAAUUUGUAAGAGGCCACUAGUUUGGACUUCCCAGCUCCGACGGACUACUCAAGCCUAUGUUGGGGAGUGCCCGAUCUCAUGUUUACUGGAGCAUCUUCUUAUCUUUCCACAGAGCUAUGACAUUUUACAUUAUGGACGAAGUAAUUAAUUGCACUACAGUGGAGGUUGUUUUUUCCAGAUUGGAAAAAAAAUCAAGGAAAUUUGCAAGUGAAAUAGUGAAAAGAUUUGUAAAAU